AAAGGGAGGAGCUGCAGGAGGGGCGGAAGGGGGCGGAAGGGGGGCAGCGUCUGGAGCGCGCGCAGCAAUGGCGGUGUUGGGAUACUGGGACAUCCGAGGGCUGGCCCACGCCAUCCGCCUGCUGCUGGAGCACACCGGGACGCCCUAUGAGGACAAACUGUACAGCUGUGGGGAAGCCCCCGACUACGACAAGAGCCAAUGGAUCAAUGAGAAGGAGAAGCUGGGGCUGGACUUCCCAAAUCUCCCCUACUUCAUCGACGGCGACGUCAAACUGACCCAAAGCAACGCCAUCCUGCGCUACAUCGCCCGCAAGCACAACAUGUGUGGGGACACGGAGGAGGAGCGGCAGCGCGUGGAUGUGCUGGAGAACCAGGUGAUGGAUUUCCGCAUGAGCCUGGUGAUGGUCUGCUACAGCCCUGACUUUGAGAAGCUGAAGCUGGGAUACUUGGAGCAGCUGCCGGGCAAACUGCGGCUCUUCUCCACCUUCCUGGGGGACAGAAAGUGGUUUGCAGGGGAAAAGCUCACCUUUGUGGAUUUCCUCAUGUUUGAUGUGUUGGAUCAAAACUGCAUCUUCGCUCCUCGGUGCCUGGAGCCCUACAGCAACCUGCGUGCUUUCAUGGAGCGCUUUGGGGCACUGGAAAAGGUGGCGGCGUACCUGAAGUCCAGCCGCUUCCAGAAGAUGCCCAUCAACAACAAGAUGGCCAAAUGGGGGGGCAAGAAGGAGUAAGGGGGGGUCCUACCCCCCCCCAACCCUGCGGUGGGGAGAC
Molecule: messenger RNA, 767 nt
Organism: Tympanuchus pallidicinctus (lesser prairie-chicken)
Lineage: Eukaryota; Metazoa; Chordata; Aves; Galliformes; Phasianidae
Product: glutathione S-transferase Mu 3-like
Exons: 8
Coding region: 68-727 (219 amino acids)
Biological process (GO): glutathione metabolic process
Molecular function (GO): glutathione transferase activity
Source: RefSeq, a predicted model, not a curated record